This is a messenger RNA of Prorocentrum cordatum, 606 nucleotides long. Lineage: Eukaryota; Dinophyceae; Prorocentrales; Prorocentraceae. The record is from the annotation of a GenBank genome assembly.
AUGGCGACGCUUUAUAAGAGGUGGGGUCACGAUCCACAGAAAAUUUGUGGCGUGACCACACUCGAUGUGGUCCGGGCGAACAAGUUUGUGCAUGAGGUGACAGGCUGUCCCAUCGAGAAGAUUAGCGUGCCCGUUGUCGGGGGCUAUUCUGGGAUGGGGAAGUGCGAGUCGGCGGUGCCCCUGUUCUCGCAGGACCCCGCAGCCCGCGGGCUGUCGCACGAGCAGAAGUUUCAGCUGAUGAGCCGGCUGCAGGAUGCCAGCGAAGAGGUUGCGAGCGCCAAGAACGGCAAAGGCGUGGCGACGCUCUCCGCGGCGUAUGCGGGCGGUCGUUUCGGUCAGGCGGUGCUCGCUGGCCUCUCGGGUGAGAGGACGACGGAGAGCGCCUUCGUGAAAACCGACGGCAAGGUGUACCAGGAUUUCGAGUACUUCGCGACCAGGGUCACCUUCGGGCCCAAGGGCGUUGAGCGGGUCCACCCUAUCGGGCCCAUCUCAGAUGACGAGCAGGAGCGCCUGGACGGGGCCGCGGCGACCCUUCGUGAGGAGAUCGACGAGGGUGUCAGAUACGCCGACACGGUCGCCAAGGACAACAACUACCGUGACGCAUGA